UCCGUGUCCGUGGCUGAGGGCUGGACGGACACGCUGCAGACAUGUCCAUACUGCUGCCCCUCCUGCGCCGCCUCGGGCCGCCCCUGAGGCUCCCGACGCGGCACCUCCGGCGGGACAUCAGCUACGUGGAGAGGGUUCGCUUCCUGCAGCACCUCAAGGAACAGGACUCCCUCUGUUCCUCCUUCCUCCCUGACGGCCACUUCCUCCUGUACUACCGCAGCAAGCCUCUUCUGCGCGUCGACAAGGCCAACACCGAGGAGGCAAUCGUGUGGCUCACUUAUCCAGAGUUGCUGAAAUAUUACCCGGAGGUGUUGCGUUCCUCCGUGCUGCUGGAUGUCUCGGAGGAGGGCAAGCCAAGGUACAGUGUGCAGGUGGGGGAGCUGCCGUCGCACACCAAGGAGAAGCUGGAGGACGACACGGGCGGCCUCUUCACGGACCUCCGGCUUGGGCUGUUCAUGGUGAGCUGGCAGGACGCCCACACUCUGUCCCGGGCCAACUGCGUGCUCAUGUGGAACAAAAACAACGCCUUCUGUGGCAAGUGUGGCACGGCGACCAACAGGAGCGCUUCAGGCUACUCCCGUCGAUGCACCAGCUGCAGCCAGACGCACUACCCCAGCUCGGCACCAGUGGGCAUCGUGCUUGUGACGGAUCCCGAGCACCAGCACAUUGUUUUGGUGCGCCAGCCUCGCCACCCCCAGGGAAUGUACUCCUGCAUCGCCGGUUUCUCUGAUGUGGGUGAGAAUCUAGAGGAGACGGUGCGCAGGGAGGUGGCGGAGGAGGUGGGCAUCGAGGUGGCGGUGGUGAGGUACAUCGCGUCCCAACACUGGCCCUUCCCCGGCUCCCUCAUGACCGGGUGCUUCGCUGAGGUGGAGAAACAGCCGCUUGAUAUCGACACAAACGAACUUCAGGACGCCAAAUGGUUCACCAGGGAGGAGGUGGGAACCGCCUUAGACCGCAUCAACUCCAACCCACACAUGAGGCUGCGCGGGAACCCAUCGGGGGAGCUGUUUGUGCCGCCCCCUGGAGCCAUCGCCUUCCACCUCAUCUCCCACUGGUUCAAGGGCACACCCAUUCAGGAGAUUUACCAGCACAUCUAUUGAGGGUGGCCAGCAGUGGGUGUUUAGUGUGGAAGGGUGUGGAGCCUUUCAUAUCAUUGCAUAGCUACUUCAGUCUGUGUUGAAGGAUGUGGUGUGGGUCUGAGAGGUUUGUAUAGCUGUGUGUGUGUGUGUGUGUGUGUGUGUGUGAGGGAGUGUAGCAUUGUGAACCACUGCAUCGCUACUUGAGUCUGUGUCUUUAAAAACAGGACACUGGAAUUCAGGUUUUAGAUGCAUGGGGGCUGAUCAGGGAGGGCGUUUUUGUGAGUCCAAGUCUGUAUAGGUGUGUGUGUCUGACAUAGGUACUUGAGUCUGUGUUCCAGCACACCAUAGUAAAAGUACAGACUGGGCCCAAGCAUAGGGAGAAGAUGGCUCAUGUUCUUAAUAAAAGUGUCUCAGGA
Molecule: messenger RNA, 1495 nt
Organism: Eriocheir sinensis (Chinese mitten crab)
Lineage: Eukaryota; Metazoa; Arthropoda; Malacostraca; Decapoda; Varunidae
Product: NAD(P)H pyrophosphatase NUDT13, mitochondrial-like
Exons: 7
Coding region: 42-1100 (352 amino acids)
Molecular function (GO): metal ion binding; hydrolase activity
Source: RefSeq, a predicted model, not a curated record